Sesamum indicum (sesame) is the source of this 1343-nucleotide messenger RNA. NCBI's taxonomy places the organism in Eukaryota, Viridiplantae, Streptophyta, Magnoliopsida, Lamiales, Pedaliaceae. The record is from RefSeq and is a predicted model, not a curated record.
ACAUAAAUCAUAUGCUGUCUCUCUUUUGAGUUGGGGUCUUGAGCCAUUACAUUUGUUGUGUCUGGAAAUGGAAAAGUUGGUUGCUGUUUUGCUUCUCGUAUCGGCGGUCGGGGCCCAUGCCGCUUCCUUUCCAUUCAUCCUAAAUUACGUCUUGCUCAUAGACUGCGGAUUGACAGGCAAGACAACCGAACAUUACAACAACCAGAUAUGGUUUCCCGACAGCUUCUUCAUAGAUCCAGGCAAAACCAAGCAAAUCACUUCAUCGCCCAAUGUCCCUCAAAUCAUGACCACAUUACGAUACUUCCCACACGGAGAACACAUGAACUGCUACAGAUUGCAACUAAGCAACACCCAAAAAUACAUAUUCCGGGCUGGUUUUUACUACGGCAACUACGACGGCAAAUCACAGCCUCCGGUGUUCGACCUCUUUCUCGGCGGCCAGCUCUGGGAGACGGUGAACUCAUCCGCGUCGACGGAAGGGCCUGUUUUCCACGAGCUUGUGUAUGCGCCCAAGAACGAUAACAUAUCAGUGUGCUUGAUGGGGAGGAAAGAAUCCGGCGGGACGCCGUUCAUUUCUUCUCUGGAAGCAACUUAUCUGAAUGAGGAUGAGACGCAUAAUCAUACUGUGUAUGGGAUGAUGAGAAAUGGGACGGCUUAUCAUCUUGUUGCCAGGCUCAAUUUUGGGGGUCAUGAUGAGGUCGUAGAGCCAUGGUCAGGCUUGGCAGAUCUCUGCGAAGAACGGCUAAACCGUUACUGGACACCACAACCAAUGCCAGGCCACAAGAAUCUCAGCUUUGACGCCACCGCAUGCUCCGGAUCAGCCUACGAAAACCGGCCUCCUAACUCCGUCAUCAACACAGCAAUAUCCCCAGCAAACGCUUCACAAUCAAUCUACGUGCCCGUCAACUUUCCUACCACCACUCCUCAGUCCGCCUACAUCGUACUAUACUUCUACCAGAACCGCAUCGUCGACGGACCGCCAGAAAACCAAAGUGGUACGAGGAAUAUGGAUGUUUACAUCGACGGUGUCAUGAGGAGAAAUGUUAAGCUUGAAGGGUUGAUAUCAGGUGACGUGGUGACGCUGUAUCCGGUUCUGGUCCAAGGCACGGUGAACGUAACGAUUUCUCCGGCGAACGGGACGGUGUUGCCGCCGUUGCUGAAUGGCAUGGAAGUUUAUUAUGCAACUGAACUGGCGGAGGAAGCUAGUAGUUCUAACGGAGUUUUUAAGAUUUCGUGUUCAGUGAUUGUGGUCUGGGUUUGUCAGCUCAUUGUGAGUGUGUUUCUUGGUUUUUGAUCUAGGUGUUUCUUGCGUUUGUAGGGGAUGGAUUCUUAUUUUUGUUGGC